AUGACGAGUCGCACUGCGCUGCUAUCAGCAGCCGCCGCGUGCCGCCAGCAGCGCAAUCUCCGCCACUUGCUCUCCGCCGCGCCAUUCUCUUCCGCCGCUGCUCCGCCACUCUUGCGCCCCUCAUCCCCCUCCCCGACGUCCCCCGCCGCCGCCGCCUCCCCCGCGCCCGCAACCGGCUCCUCUUCCGCUCAUUGCGCUGCUUCCGCGUCUCCCGCUGGUUUCCCCUUCGUCCCGUCGCGCCUUGCGUCAUGCGUCGAACCGCACCGCACUUUCAGCAGCAGCAGCAGCAGCAGCAGCGGCGGCGCGGGCGGCGGUGCGCGCGGAGCGGAGGGGGGUGUGACAGGCGCGGGGAAGAGCGCGGUGGCGGAGAAGGACUUUAGCGCGGCGGAUCUGGUGAUUCAGGAAUCCACCAGACCCAAGGAGCCACUGAGUCUGCGAGCGCUCAAGUUUGGGUCGCAGUUCUCGGAGCACAUGCUGCUGGUGCCGUGGCGCCGCCAGCACGGCUGGUCCAGCCCUGUCAUCAAGCCCGUUGCGCCGCUGCCGCUGCACCCUGCCGCUCAGGUGCUGCACUAUGGCAUGGGGUGCUUUGAGGGCAUGAAGGCGUUCAAGUCAGGCAGCGGCAUCAUCCGUCUCUUCCGCCCCGACAAGAACAUGGACCGCCUCGCCUCCUCCUGCCACCGCCUCAACCUCCCCGCUUUCAGCACCGUGGAGCUCCUAGAGUGCAUCAAAGCCCUGCUCAAGGUGGACGAGCACUACAUCCCAGCAGCGCACGGCUUCGCAGCCUACAUCCGCCCCACCGUCAUCGCCACCACGCCCUUCCUGGGCGUCGGGCCCCCCACAGACGUGCUCCUCUACGUGCUUCUCUCCCCCGUGGGGCCCUACUUUCCCUCCGGUCUCAAGCCCAUCCGCCUGCUCGUGGACCAGGAGCAUGCGCGCGCGUUCCCGGGGGGCGUGGGGGAUAAGAAGGUGGCUGGGAACUACGCGCCGACGAUCCUGCCACAGGUGCAGGCUGCGCACAAGGGGUGCUCCCAGGUGCUGUAUGUGCUGAAGGAUCAAGAGGUUGCGGAGGGCGCAGGAGCGGAAGCAGGAGCAGGGGGAGGAGUAGCAGGGGCAGAGGACGGGGAGGAGGAUGGGUUGAUUGGCGAGUCGGGGUCGAUGAAUGUGUUCUUUGUGGUGCGCAAGGAGGGAGGGGCGAAGCACGGCACGAGUGGAGUGGAGCUGGUGACUCCGAGUCUGGACGGCAUGAUCCUGCCGGGUGUGACUCGAGACUCGGUGCUGCAGCUCGCACGCGCAUGGGGCGAUAUGGACGUCUCUGAACGGCCGAUCCGACUCAAGGAGAUCCGGCAAGCGCACAAAGAAGGGCGGCUGCUGGAGAUCUUUGGCACGGGCACAGCCGUGGUGGUACAGCCCGUGUCUGCCCUAGUCCUUCCCGACGGCACGGAGCUUUCCACGCCCGUGGAAGACGCCACGCUGGCGCACUGGACCAGCAAGAAGCCCGGACAGGUGUGGAACAAGCCUGAGGAUUGGGAGCCACUCAGUGUGGCGGCUCGCGUGCACCGCGCGCUGAUGGAUAUUCAGUAUGGGCUUGUGGAGCACCCGUGGAGCGUGAAGGUGGAGUGA
This is a messenger RNA of Closterium sp. NIES-65, 1620 nucleotides long. The record is from the annotation of a GenBank genome assembly. Lineage: Eukaryota; Viridiplantae; Streptophyta; Zygnematophyceae; Desmidiales; Closteriaceae.